AUGGACAAGACAUCUUUCAGUUUGCUGUCUGUGAAAAUCAUACAAGUAACUAAUUUACGAAAAGCCAAUUUAUUUGGCCAGUCUGACUGCUAUGUGAGCUUGUUCCUGCCAUCAGCUUCAUUUGAAACGGCUCGUACAAAGAACAUUAAGGACUGUAAAGAUCCAGUAUGGAAUGAAACCUUCUGCUACAGGAUACAGAAUCAAGUCAAAAAUAUUUUGGAACUGAUUGUUCAUGAUGAAAACCACUGCCUUUUGGAUGGCCACCCCUUCACUGUUCUGUUUGACAUUGCUAAACUUCAGCUUGGAGAAACAAUUUGCCUCACAUUUCCACUGGAUCCAAAAAUUCAAGAAAAUCUGGAAGUAGAAUUUAGUCUGGAAAAUAUUUCAGUUCCUCCUGAGAAUAUUGUUACUAAUGGUGUACUAGUGUCCCGUGAAAUUUCCUGCUUGGAGAUAGAAGUGAAUAAUAUGAAAUGUAUUUCAAAAGGUAGAAACACAGAUAAAACUGUUUGUCUUACUUUACCUCUGGAUUCAAUCUCUAUGGAAAAAGAAGUCACUGUAGCCCAGUGUCUUCCUAAAUUAAUCAUAACAAUGAUAUUUUAUUUCUUUCAUCAUGGACUAAAUGCAAGGCAAAAAGAGCUUGAUGUACGUUUAGACUACGAACUGUGUCCAGAUGAAAAAGUAUUUAUACAGAAAAGGAAAAAAAUUGUAGCAGCUGCCCUGAAAAGGGUUCUUUGCAUGGACAAUGAUUUGCAACAUCAUGAGGUACCUGUGGUAGCUAUCAUGGCCACAGGAGGUGGAGCUCGGGCAUUUACAGCUUUACAUGGCCAUUUACUUGGUCUUCAGAAAUUGAAUCUCUUAGACUGCCUCACAUACAUUUCUGGAUCUUCCGGUUCUACUUGGACACUUUCAAAUCUGUAUGAAGAACCUGGUUGGUCCCAGAAGGAUCUUUUAGGACUGAUUGCCGAGGCUCAAAAAAAUAUGUCCAAAUGCAAGCUGGACUGCUUUACAUUAGACCAGUUAAAAAAAUACCAUGAUAUACUGAAGCAGCGGGAAAAGGAUGGUUAUAAAACCUGCAUUACUGAUCUCUGGGGAAUUUUCAUCGACCAAGCAUUAGGAAAUGGGAGAUGUAGCAGCACACUGUCAGAGCAGCGGCAUGCCGUGAAUUAUGGUCAGAAUCCUUUGCCUAUAUAUAUGAUCCUCAAUACCAGGGACAAAUAUAGCCUUCAAGAAUUUAAAGAGUGGAUGGAAUUUACUCCUUUUGAGGUUGGAUUAUUAAAAUACGGUGCUUACAUUCGUGCUGAAGACUAUGGAAGCAAAUUCUUUAUGGGUCGGAUAAUGAAGAAGAUCCCAGAAUCUCACAUCUGCUUCCUGAAAGGUAUGUGGAGUAAUGUGUUUUCCUACAACCUCUUGGAUGCAUGGCAUAAAAUUGACAGUUCAGAAGAUAGUUUUUGGUAUAGCUAUACCCAUGACAAAACAAAGCAAAUAGAAGAAAAACCACCUCUGCCACCAGUAGCAGAAGCAGUGAAUACUUACCUGGUCAAGCCUACAUGUAACAUUAUGAAGACAGUUCGCAAAGUCAUAACAGAGCGUGUAUCAACAUCAGAAGUCUACAAUUUCUUAAAUGGAUUCCAAUUAAACAAUGGAUAUCUAGAGAAUAAAAAUUUUUAUAUAUGGAAAGAUACUGUACUGGACACUUUUCCUAACCAGUUGAUGACUUCAUUGGAAUAUCUGAGCCUUAUAGAUACAGCUGCCUAUAUAGACACCAGCUAUGCACCACUGAUGAAACCAGAGAGAAAAGUGGAUGUCAUUAUACAUUUGAAUUAUUCUUCAGGCUCACAAACAACACCUUUAGAGAAAGCCUCCAGAUACUUUGCAAAGCAAGGGAUUCCUUUCCCCAAAAUAGAUCUGAGUAGGGAAAAGAAUCUGAAGGAGUGCUAUGUUUUUGAAGAUGCUACAGAUUCCGAAGCACCUAUUGUGGUUUUUUUCCCACUAAUAAAUGAUACCUUCAAGAAAUACAAAGCACCAGGUAUGAAACGUGGUCCCACUGAAAUGAAGCAAGGUGAAGUUGAUGUAACUAGUCUUUGUUCGCCAUAUGAAAUAAAAAACUUUCAAUACACCAAGGAGAAUUUUGAUAAGUUAAUAGAGCUAACCAGUUACAACAUUCAGAAUAACAAAAACUUAAUCCUUCAAGCUUUACAAAGAGCAAUAGAGAGAAAAAAGCCUCGGACCAAACAGACAUCUUCUCAAAUCUGA
Molecule: messenger RNA, 2253 nt
Organism: Pseudonaja textilis
Lineage: Eukaryota; Metazoa; Chordata; Lepidosauria; Squamata; Elapidae
Source: RefSeq, a predicted model, not a curated record